This is a messenger RNA of Astrephomene gubernaculifera, 1796 nucleotides long. The record is from the annotation of a GenBank genome assembly. NCBI's taxonomy places the organism in Eukaryota, Viridiplantae, Chlorophyta, Chlorophyceae, Chlamydomonadales, Astrephomenaceae.
GUUUAAACACACUAGUCGUCGUAACAAUAGGAACGCUGUGCACAGAAACACGGCAUUAUUCGGAGACGCCCGACAGAUGGCGCACCCAUGACGCGUACUCUGCUCCAUAGCCUUCCAUACAAGCUAAAACACUUGUUGAAACAAAGAAUGGAAUUGGGCACUUGCAGUUACUUUCUUUGGCUGGCCUUCUCGGCCAACAAACCCUACGCACACGUAGCUGUGACCACUAAUCCUGCGGCGAAGAAGCAGCGCUACAUCAGGAGCUUCCCUUAAUUGGUUCACUUAUCCGCGUGAUAUCUAAAGAGACAUUCAUUCUGCGUAGCGCGCAUACCUAGCGACGUCUGUCACCAUGCUUCGCGAGGCUGGCAUGGCGCCUGGACGAGCGUCGCCCCUUCACAGAACCUCCAGGAUAUACCCAGGCUAUGCUACUUGCCUAUCCCGCCUGCCAAGUCGCGUGUCCCCUGGGUGGCUCCUCAGCUCGCCAUCAUCCCACCCAUCUCCACAGCCAUCGGCAGCAGCUGCAGCUCCUGUCCCAGCACGCUUUCGCGCCUCGCGCCUGAAGUGCGGAGCGGCUGCGGCGCUCUCCUUACCCCUGCCGCCUGACCCCUCAUCAGCCCCGGCGUCCGGCGACAGUGCGGUUCCCAACCCAACAAGCAGUAGCAACAGCAAUGGCAACAGCAACGCCGCUCACAUUCCUACCAACGGCAGCAGUAACAACGACAUGGCCCACACCUCUCCCACCACCGGGACCAGCAAUAGCAGCACCAGCAGCGGCAACGCAGGGGGUACGUCCACGCAAGCGACGACCAUCUACGGGCGGCAGCGGCUCAAUGCCGACAACGGCGGCGCCCCCUCCCAGCACACCGCUAGUACCGGCGGGGGCGACGAGGGCGCCACCACCACCGCUGCCAGCAGUGCUGCCAUCGCCUCGCUGUACCCCGCAGUGCCCCAGCUGCCCACCCCGCCCAGCAGCGGCACCCUGUACGACGUCGUGCCGUACCUCCUGCGUCUAGCGCUGCAGGAGCGGCACCUGGUGUGGCGGCUGGGGGCGGCCAUGUGCUGCAUGGUGGUGGCCAAGAUGGCAGGAGUGCUGCUGCCCAUGGCCUUCAAAGACGCAGUGGACGCGCUGGCGGCUGCCGGUCUGGCCCCCCUCGCGCUGCGCGCCGCCUGCCUGGCCGCGGUGCGGUACGGCGCGCUGGAUUGCGUGCGCGUGCUGGCGAAGGAGGCGCAGUCCCCCCUGUUCGCCCCUGUCAGCCAGGCCGUCACCCGGCGAGUGGCCUACCACACCUUCGCGCACGUGCUGGGGCUGGACAGCGCCUUCCAUCUGGACCGCCGCACGGGGCGGGUGUCGCGCAUUCUGGAGAGGGGCACCCGCUCCAUCGGUGUGCUCUACCGCGCCCUCAUCUUCACCUUCCUGCCCACCGGCAUCGAGCUGUGGGCCGUGGCGGGGUUGCUGGCGGGCAGGUUCGGCCCCUCCCUGGCGCUGCUGCUGGCCGCCACCUUCGCCGCCUACGUGGGGUGGACGGUGUGGAUGACGCAGCGGGCCACGGAAGUGCGCAAGGAGGUGAACCAGCUGGACAACCUGAGCAGCAGCAAGGCGGUGGACGCGCUGCUGGCGGUGGAGACAGUCACCCUCUUCGGCAACCAGAAGCUGGAGGUGGGGUUGUACGACCGGCUGCUGCGCCGCUACCAGUCCGCCUCCCGCCGUACGGAGCUGCUGUCCGCUGGGCUGAACGCGGGGCAGGGGCUCAUCCUGGCGCUGGGGCUGGCGGCCAUACUGCAGGCCAUCAUUGCGG